Messenger RNA from Cladophialophora psammophila CBS 110553, 252 nucleotides. RefSeq lists its product as uncharacterized. Bases 1 to 252 code for a protein of 83 amino acids. NCBI's taxonomy places the organism in Eukaryota, Fungi, Ascomycota, Eurotiomycetes, Chaetothyriales, Herpotrichiellaceae. The transcript is spliced from 2 exons. The record is from RefSeq and is a predicted model, not a curated record.
AUGUCGGGCGAAACCAAGGACUUGAAUGACAGCUUCGACAGUGCCCCUGGAGGUCGCAACUCGGGCGAAGUCACAAAGCCUGGCGAGGGCGAUGUUGGAGACAACACCCCGGACUAUAUCCCCAAAGGAUUCUCCAAGAAGGACAUUCAGAAUAUGGGAGGAAGCUUGAAGGUGCAUGUGCGAUUGGCCCUUGAGGUGGACAUCCGGGUUAUUGCCAAAGUCAAGGGUGAUAUCUGCCUCGGCAUCCUGUAA